Messenger RNA from Trichophyton benhamiae CBS 112371, 1077 nucleotides. RefSeq names its product 5-formyltetrahydrofolate cyclo-ligase, putative. The coding region runs from base 1 to 1077 and encodes 358 amino acids. Lineage: Eukaryota; Fungi; Ascomycota; Eurotiomycetes; Onygenales; Arthrodermataceae. Gene Ontology annotation, cellular component: mitochondrion. Gene Ontology annotation, molecular function: 5-formyltetrahydrofolate cyclo-ligase activity. The record is from RefSeq and is a predicted model, not a curated record. The transcript has 3 exons. Gene Ontology annotation, biological process: tetrahydrofolate interconversion; folic acid-containing compound biosynthetic process.
AUGCGUAGGCAAAAUAUCAGAGAAAAAAAGGGACGAGCCACCCGAUAUUACGUCGUCCUCUCUUCUCUUCUUCCCGCGUCGACGUCGAGAGUCGAGGACAGCGCGGCAGACAGCGAACAGCGACAGGCAACGCAGCGACGGCUCAGCAGGAGAUCUCGUCUGCUCUCCUCGUCUCUCAGGACUCCAGACGACGUCAACAAACCAGCAGCCAGCCAGCCAGCAGCAGGAGAAGGAGGAGGAGGAAGAGGACAGCGAGACUGGCAGGACAGAAGAAGAAACGCGACGAUGGCCUCGAUAAGCACGGCGAAGAAGGAGAUGCGAAGCAGGAUCAGGAAGAUCCUCGCCGGCGUCUCUGCAGACUCGGUUACGUCUCAAUCCUCGCUUGCCACUGAACGCCUGCUCGCACUCCCCGAAUACCAGUCGGCACGGCGCGUCAGCGUCUACCUGUCGAUGCCGGCCGGCGAGCUGAGGACCGGGGAGAUCGUGAGGGACGCCUUUAGACGCGGGAAGCAGGUCUUUGUGCCAUACAUCUACAAGCUCGGAGGCAGUGCUGAAACGAAGCCGUCGUCGAUCAUGGAAAUGCUGGCCCUGCGCUCGCUCGAGGAUUACGAGUCUCUACAGCCAGACGGGUGGGGGAUUCCUACGCUUGACGCCAGCUCGGUGGCCGGCAGGGAGAACUGUCUGGGCGGGAACGGCCUACGGGGUGAGGACGGCGCCUUGAAAGGUGGUGAUGGUGACGACUGCGGCUUGGAUUUCAUUGUCGUGCCGGGCAUGGCCUUUGACCAUGGCAGACGCAGACUGGGGCAUGGAAAGGGGUAUUAUGACCGUUUUAUCAACAGAUAUCGCAGUAACGUGGGCAAAGGGCAGAUGCCAUAUCUCGGUGAGACUUCAAAACAGCAGCAUCAAACAGCACAACUAAUUCCGUUAGACACACUAACCCACCAAAAAUAUUUCUCAAUAGCCGCCUUCUGUCUGGCCGAGCAGGUCCUUCAGCCUCCAGAAGAGGUGCCUGUGGGAGAGUACGACAACCUCGUCGACAGCCUGGUCGUAGGUGACGGACGAGUCGUGAGAAGCUGA